GAUUGUCAUAUCAAAUGCAAGUCUUUUUAGCGUUAGGAAGUAAUAUUGGGAAUCGGCAGAAACACUUGUAUACUGCCCUUUCGAAAUUGCGUAGAAUUGCAUCGCUAAAGGAUACUUCAUUCCUUUACGAUACCAAAGCAAUGUAUGAAGAAAAUCAGAGCCGUUUCCUAAAUGCAGUGUGUAAGGUGGAAACAGACAUGUCUCCGUCUGAUCUAUUGUAUGCCUGCAAGCGGAUUGAAAAGGAAAUGGGUAGAGAAAAGACGUAUAGAAUGGGGCCGCGCGUCAUUGAUGUGGAUAUUCUUUUCUACGGAAAUGAUGUGGUAAAGAUCAACAAAGUGGAGGGAUUUGACGAUCUUACGAUUCCCCAUCAGCGAAUAGCCGAGCGUGGAUUUGUUCUGAAGCCGAUGUGUGAUAUUGCUCCAGAUUACGUCCAUCCCGUAACCAAGAAAACCGUGCGCGAGAUGCUCUCAGCCGUGGAUGCCAAGGAUUGCAUCCGUGUGCUUCCCUUGCCAAACGGAGAAGUGCUGAAUCUCCAAGACCGUCUUUUAAUCAUGGGCAUUCUCAACGUCACUCCCGACAGCUUCAGCGACGGUGGGAAGUGGAACUCCCUCGACUCCGCGGUGUCGCACGCGCUGCAGCUCAUCGACGAGGGCGCCGAUCUCCUCGACAUCGGCGGCGAGAGCACGCGUCCCGGCGCGGCGGCGAUCUCGGUGGACGAAGAGAUCCGGCGCGUGAUUCCGGUGAUCCGAGCGCUUCGAGAGGCGGGCGUGCGCGUGCCCAUCUCGGUGGACACGUACCACAGCGAGGUGGCGCGCAGAGCCGUGGAGGCGGGCGCCGAUCUGGUCAACGACAUCUCCGCGGGAGAGAACGAUCCGGCGAUGCUGCCCUUCCUCGCCGAGGCCGCCGUGCCCGUGGUGCUCAUGCAUAAGCGGGGAAACGCGGUUACGAUGGACAAGAUGACGCGGUACGACGAUGUGGUCCACGAAGUCGCAGACUACUGCAGACAGAGAGCCGAUGUCCUGAUGCAGAUGGGCGCGCCGCGAUGGAACAUUAUCGUGGAUCCUGGACUGGGUUUUGCCAAGAAUACGGAGCAGAACUGCCAGCUGGUGAAGGAAAUUCCGCGAUUCAAUCAAGUCACUGGAAACAUGCCGCUCCUCAUAGCUGCGUCUAGAAAGCGAUUUGUCGGAGAAAUCACGAAGGUGACGAAGGCGGAAGAUCGUGUUAUGGGAACCGCGGCUAUCAGCAUGUACAGUGCAGAGCAUGGAGCUCAAAUGGUGCGUGUUCAUGAUGUGAAGGCAACAAAGCAGGUUCUCGACAUGUAUUAUGGAAUUGUCCAUCCUUUUGAUGUUUUUUGUAUUAACCGCGGAAGGGGAACGCACGGAUUCCAAAAUUAUUUUUAUUGGAAUCAGAUGGAUUUUGUAAAGUCUACAAUUGCUGCUCAUCCUGUGGUCGUUUUCGGGAAAUCGUAUUGUCCCUAUUGCCACAAGGCUCUUCGCUAUUUGUCACAGACGGGAUGUCACUAUCUGAACAUCAAUUUAGAUGAACGUCCUGAUGGAGCUGAAAUCCAAAGUGCUCUUGCUUCACUCACUGGGCGAAGAACAGUUCCCAAUGUGUUUAUUAACCAACAAAGCAUUGGAGGAGGUGAUGAUACGGAAUACCUCUACCGUACUGGAGAGCUCCAAAAGUUAGUUCAGGGAUUGUAA
Molecule: messenger RNA, 1703 nt
Organism: Blastocystis hominis
Lineage: Eukaryota; Bigyra; Opalinata; Blastocystidae
Product: Dihydropteroate synthase
Exons: 8
Coding region: 15-1703 (562 amino acids)
Biological process (GO): tetrahydrofolate biosynthetic process
Cellular component (GO): mitochondrial envelope
Molecular function (GO): 2-amino-4-hydroxy-6-hydroxymethyldihydropteridine diphosphokinase activity; dihydropteroate synthase activity
Source: RefSeq, a predicted model, not a curated record